AUGGCAGAACAGUUUUUUGCUUCAAAUGGCUUCCCUUGUCCUACUCUGAGAAACCCAGCAGAUCACUACCUUAGAACCAUCAACAAGGAUUUCGAUGUUGAUAUCGAACAAGGGUUUGAUGGCAAAACAAGCACUGAGGAAGCAAUUAAUAUUCUCAUACAAUCAUACAAGUCUUCAAAUCAUUUCCAGCAAGUUCAGAAACAAGUAGCUGAGAUUUGCCAACAGAAAGGUGGGGAUCUAGAGAAGGGAAGCCAGGCCAACUUCAUAACCCAAUGCCUGGUUCUGACAAGGAGAUCUUUCGUGAACAUGUAUCGUGAUCUAGGCUACUACUGGCUUCGCCUUGCAAUUUACAUUGCCUUGUGCUUAUGCGUAGGGACAAUCUUUUACGACAUUGGCUCCACUUUUGGCUCAAUACAGGCUAGAGGUGCAAUGCUCAUGUUUGUUGGAGCAUUCUUGACUUUCAUGGCAAUAGGCGGCUUCCCUUCUUUUGUAGAAGACAUGAAGAUCUUCGGGCGUGAAAGAUUCAACGGGCACUAUGGUGUUUCGGCAUUUGUUGUUGGAAACACAUUCUCCUCCAUCCCAUAUUUGCUGAUCAUCUCUUUAAUUCCUGGAGCAAUAGCCUACUACAUGGUUGGCCUUCAAAAGAGCUUUGAGCACUUUGCCUGUUUUGCACUGCUGCUCUUUGUGACCAUGAUGUUGGUUGAGAGCCUAAUGAUGAUUGUGGCAAGCAUUGUGCCAGAUUUUCUCAUGGGAAUUAUUACUGGUGCCGGAAUUCAAGGAGUGAUGAUGUUGAAUGGAGGUUUCUUCCGAUUGCCGAAAGAUCUUCCUAAGCCUUUCUGGAGAUACCCAAUGUACUACAUUGCAUUCCACAAGUAUGCAAAUGAAGGAUUCUAUAAAAAUGAGUUUGAAGGACUAACAUUUCCUAAUGAUCAAGCAGCAGGGCCGUCCACGAUUACUGGCGAAGAAAUAUUGCGUAGUAUUUGGCAAGUGCAGAUGGGCUACUCUAAGUGGGUUGAUCUUGCCAUUUUGUUUGGGAUGGUAAUUGUUUAUAGGCUCAUGUUUCUGGGGAUCAUAAAGACCACAGAAAAGUCUGUACCAAUUAUCAAAGCUCUCUUAGUUGGUACUCCCAAGCACUCUUCUUAACAGAUCACAGAGAACCAAUCCUCCAAGCCUCUCUGUGAACUUUUCGGAAAGGCAUGCUGGGUAUAAUUGAAAUUUCUUUCAAAUAAAAUUACUCUAUAGUCCGCACUUGUAAGAUUCUGACACCAUGUCAAAGACAUGGUUUUCCAGAGGA
Messenger RNA from Prunus avium (sweet cherry), 1294 nucleotides. The record is from RefSeq and is a predicted model, not a curated record. Lineage: Eukaryota; Viridiplantae; Streptophyta; Magnoliopsida; Rosales; Rosaceae.